Messenger RNA from Zea mays, 2167 nucleotides. RefSeq names its product pectate lyase 8. The record is from RefSeq and is marked validated. Bases 168 to 1607 code for a protein of 479 amino acids. Gene Ontology annotation, molecular function: pectate lyase activity. The transcript is spliced from 6 exons. NCBI's taxonomy places the organism in Eukaryota, Viridiplantae, Streptophyta, Magnoliopsida, Poales, Poaceae.
CUCCUCGCUUCCACCACCGUCCUCCGCCUCCGCCUCCGCCCCGCGCCCAGCACUCGUCCCUUGCUUUCUCCCUCUCUCUCUCUCUCUCUCUCUCUCUCCGCGCGCGCACCCACGCACGCAGUUUGAGAGGGUGUGCGGCGCUCGAGGGGCGAGGAGCGGGGUGGGUCAUGGCAGAGGCAGACUGUUCCGCGGCGAGGACCAGGACGGCGGGGCUCGCCGCCGCCGCCGCCGCGGCGGCGUUCCUCGUGCUCGUGGUGGUCGCCGGCAGCGCGGUGCUCCCUGGCGCGCGGGUGAGGGUCCUCGACGGCCUCCGGCACAGGAGCACGGCCGUGGCGGCGGGCGGCGCGAGGCGGUGGCUGCGGGACUCCUCCUGGCCGGCGCCGGUGGCGGCGACGACGACGACGAGGGGCAGGGCCGACGACGGCGACGCCGGCGGGCCAUCGAGGGCCGUCACCGGCGCGGUGGAGGAUCCGGAGGCCGUGGCCAACGACGUGCACGUGUCCAUCAGGAACAGCACGGCCCGGCGAAACCUCGGGUACCUGUCGUGCGGGACAGGCAACCCGAUCGACGACUGCUGGCGCUGCGACUCGGACUGGCACAGCAACCGGCAGCGGCUGGCCGACUGCGGCAUCGGGUUCGGCCGCAACGCCAUCGGCGGCCGCGACGGCAAGGUGUACGUGGUGACGGACCCGAGCGACGACGAUCCCGUGAACCCGCGCGAGGGCACCCUCCGGCACGCCGUCAUCCAGGAGGAGCCGCUGUGGAUCAUCUUCAAGCGGGACAUGGUGAUCACGCUGAGGGAGGAGCUCAUCAUGAACAGCUUCAAGACCAUCGACGGGCGCGGCGCCAACGUGCACAUCGCCAACGGCGCCUGCGUCACCAUCCAGUACGUGACCAACGUCAUCAUCCACGGGCUCCACAUCCACGACUGCAGGCCCACGGGGAACGCCAUGGUGCGCAGCUCCCCGAGCCACUACGGCUGGCGCACCAUGGCCGACGGGGACGGCGUGUCCAUCUUCGGUUCCAGCCACGUCUGGGUGGACCACUGCUCGCUCUCCAACUGCGCCGACGGCCUCAUCGACGCCAUCAUGGGAUCCACGGCCAUCACUCUGUCCAACAACUACUUCACCCACCACAACGAGGUGAUGCUCCUGGGCCACAGUGACUCCUAUGUGAAGGACAAGGCGAUGCAGGUCACGAUAGCCUUCAACCAUUUCGGCGAAGGCCUCAUUCAGAGAAUGCCAAGGUGCCGGCACGGCUACUUCCACGUUGUGAACAACGACUACACCCACUGGGAGAUGUACGCCAUUGGGGGCAGCGCGGAGCCAACCAUCAACAGCCAGGGCAACCGCUACCUUGCUCCGACGAACCCGUUCGCCAAGGAGGUGACCAAGAGGGUGGAGACUGCCCAGACCGUGUGGAAGAGCUGGAACUGGAGGUCAGAGGGCGACCUGCUGCUGAACGGCGCCUACUUCACCCCGUCCGGCGCGGGCGCCUCGGCCAGCUACUCGCGCGCGUCCAGCCUCGGCGCCAAGUCGUCGUCCAUGGUCGGCACCAUCACCUCGGACGCCGGCGCACUGUCGUGCCGCAAGGGCGCGGCCUGCUAGCGCGGAUCGCGCUCCCUCUCCAGCAACAGGAAAAGAAACAGGACAACAGGAAACUAAGCCACCUCAACACCACCACCACCAUGGUUACAGUUUCUUCUUCCCUUCUUUUUAGGGGUCGCUUUUGACAAGGGUUAUAUUAUAUAUAUAUAUGAUGGUCCUCCUUGAUAUUUUCACCAUUUGCUCAACCUCCCCCCUGCUCCCGACAUGGAAAGCUACCUGGAGCAGCAGGCGUGAAGCGUUGCUGAUUGGUCGCUCGGUCUCUCUAUUAGUCGUCUGAUCUGAGUGUUGCGUGUUGUUCCCUCUGCCUACAAGCAAGUGGUGUAUGUUGAGGGCAGGGGGUGCGUGCGUGCGUGUUGUGUGUGAUACUUACUCACUUGGUUGUUGUGUUGAGAAAAAAAGGGUCAGAUUGUUAGUAGUGGUAGUACUACAUGUUACGCCUGGACAGACUGGGAUGGAAUGGAUGUACAAGACAUGGAGGAAUACCCAUGUUCUUAACUCUUCUUCUUCUUCAGUGAAAAAAGCUAAAACGUUACAGUUUAGCUGAAUAUUUUGAUCUCGAA